Messenger RNA from Marchantia polymorpha subsp. ruderalis, 5521 nucleotides. Lineage: Eukaryota; Viridiplantae; Streptophyta; Marchantiopsida; Marchantiales; Marchantiaceae. The record is from the annotation of a GenBank genome assembly.
AUCGAUGUGCAGGCCUUCGGGACUCAGACACAAAGAGGGAGAGAGAUAGAGAGAGAGUUAGAGAGAGAGAGAGGAGGGGGGAGGGGAAGAAUAUGGAAGUGCUGGUCCGUGCGUCUGUAGUCUGAACCCGAUGUACUUCAAAAGGUCCGCGCAGAGUAAAUUGCGUCAGUGGAGUGGGAGUGGGAGUGGAGUGGAGUGGAGGGGAGUAAAGUAGAGAGCAGGGCAGAGCAGACAUACUGUUGGAGUUGGGGUGAAGUUGGCCUGCCUGGCCUCCAGGUCCUGACGGUUUUACAGUUCGAGCCUACAGUAGAUAAGGGAGGGGCUGUAGAAUUCGAAAUGAGGUAAUGAGGUACGAAGGGAUCGCGAGGGUGGAGGAGGGGAGGGAUGGAGGGAUGGAGGGAGGAAGGAAGGAGGAGGCACGCAGGGAUACACUGUGCUCGAUUAUGCGGAGAAAGCAGGUGAAACGCGAGAGUGAAAAUGGAAAGAGCGUGCUUCCGAUGGGAUUAGCUGCAAGCAACCCACAGAAACGAGGAGUAUGCAAGCGCCCGUGAGGUGGUGCUUGCAGCCAAAAGGAACGUGUGUGGGUCAGAGUUGUUUCUGGGUUUCAGCGAAACGAUUGUCCAAUCUCCAGCUAUGGAAUUGGGUCUAGAGCUAGUAGCUUAGGGGCAGCGGACGAGACGAAAGCGGUACAACUGCCAUACGUCACGUCCACCGCGCUCGUCCCGUGUCACCAGAAUGAUCGUGAGCUGAAGAAGCUGUGAGCUUCGCUCCCUCCGAAGCUGGACUGUUGCCUUUUGCUGCUGCGAAUUGUUAUUCUUCGAUCCCGAGAGAGGGAGGGAAAGGGAGAGGGAGAAGGAGAGGGACGGAGGGAGAACGAUACGAGCGACCGGAACGCCAAGCGAUGGGCGGACGAGGUCGCAGGUGGGGACAACACCAUCCCAAUUUCCUCCACCCGAGGCAGGCAGACCCUCAUCAUCUGGGUGUGGCAAAAUCUGUACUGAGGAAGUAUCGGAGAUGAUGGAAAACCAGAAUGGGCAUGCAAGAUUGCAACGCUGUUCCUGUUGCAUCUUUCGCGUGUUUUGUGAACGAGUUCGUCAGCGUCGCUGCUAUGGGAACGAGGUGGCACAACUUCAAGUCCUGUCGAGCUUGACUCAUAGCACUUGAAUGGUUCCACUGUACUACUGCUGCCACUGCUGAUGCUGCCUUGGCCAGCUCUGAGCAGAAUUGACAUGGACCACAGAAAGGCAGCGCAGUCUCACGGUGAUGGACGCAGACAUGCAUCCAGUAGAGAGACGACAAUCCAACUGCUUCUGCUACUGCUAAUGCUGCUGGAUGCUGCUAGUUUCAAGAUGCUCUCUGCUUUCGCUUCUGGUCCAUUGGCAAUCUCGACUCUGUAAGAAUGCACUCGUCUUGAUCACAUGCGCACGCUGACCCGAUUCCUCGCUCUCUCGUACUCUUAAUCUUACCAUAAGUCACUCCAGGUCAGCUGCUUCAGAACAAAUCUAGUCUCAUGCACUGCUUGUCGAUUUAAUGUCCCUCUGCCUGCAACCGAUGCUUAAACUGGAAAGAAAUCAGGACUGGAGGGUAUCCUUCGCCCCACUCUUGUGCGUGGCCGUGGGCCGAGCUGACUCGUGGCCUGUCCAUGAAGCUGGAUAUGGAUUUCGCACUCGAUCACUGCGCGGAUAAGAUGCCUCGGACUCAAACUGGAGACGGAUCAUCAGCCGAACCAAAGUGUACAUAGCAGCAGCUCCAGUUGUCUCGGUCCAUUCUGCGCUGGCCUCAGAAUGCGUAUGCCUGAGGUGGAUCAUGAGCUUGGGUCCAGCGUUGACGCCCAGAGGUAGCAGCAGCAGCAGCGGCGGCGGAUCUCGAAGGGCAGGAAAAGAGGUAGACAACAUUGUAGUCACCAGCGAGUGAGCGUGCGAGCGAGCCCACCGCUCAUCAAGAGAUCAGUAGAUCGGAGACGAAUCCUGAGCCGGAGCAGGAGCAGGAGCAGGAGCAGGAGGAGGCGAAAUGGGGGCAGCUCCGUCGACCUUGGAACCCGAAACACCUCUGUACAGGCGAAAGCGUCGGAGAGGAUUUUCAAUACGUCGCCGCCUGCGGCCUUUAUGGAGAUUCUUCAGAAAAUUACGAUUGCGCAAAAGGAUGCGCUUCAUGUGCCUCAAGGGGGUUGCCAGCGGAAGGAAAUCAAUGGUCGGCCCUUGUACAGGAGGAAUUAGCAACAAGAUCAGCGUAGUGGAUGAUUGGGAUUGCAUAUCAGAGGCGGCGGUGAUCGAAAGGCAGAAGGCCGGAGAUUGGUGCCUGCUGCCGGGAUUACCUCACGAAGUGGCCAUCCAGAUUUUGGCCAGAGUGCCACGCGUGGACCAUUGUUUGCUACGAUCGGUUUGUAAACCGUGGCGGUGGACGCUGGAGACGAAAGAGUUUCUGGAAUUGAGGAAAAAACUAGAUUGCACCGAGGACUGGCUCUAUCUGCACGUGGGCACGUCGCCCCGAUUGGACGAGCGACGAGACGGCAAGAGCUCCCGCUGGAGAAUGGUCGGCGGCUUCAGCUUGUGGCACGCCCUGGACCCUUAUCAGUACCGAUGGCACGCGCUUCCGCCCAUCCCCUACGACUUCAAUGUCACGGGCGGCCGUGUGGUUCUCGGCGCGUCGUCCGUCGUGUUCGAUGGCAAUCUGUACGUCGUCGGAGGUGCUCCUUUCGGCAAGCCGGCCAUCAGGGACAUGUGGGUGUACAAUCCGCUGAAGAACAAGUGGAAGAAGGCGGCGUCCAUGGUGACGCCGCGGUUCGGGGGUCUGGUGGGAGUGAUACACAACAAGCUGUACGUGGUAGGGGGGUCGGGCAUAUGCCACCUGACGGGGUACUCGCUGCCAUGCCUGGAGGUGUAUGAUCCGUCGACCGACAGCUGGAGGUUCGCGGCCAGCGCGCGCGGGGUGGCCACCAAUUACCCUUGCAACCCGCUGAAGUACGCCGCCGUGGUGGACAACAAACUGUGUGUCAUCGGACCGCAGAGCCUCACAGGGCGCAUAAACUCUGGGAUGUACGACCCCGCGACGGACCUCUGGUCGGAGAUCACUCCGGGCUUGAAGCUGGGCUGGGGCAAGCCCAGCACCGUCAUGGAUGGCACUCUGUACACGGUGGACUUCGGCUGCUACCAGCAGUACAUCGCCGAGAAAGACGCCUGGCUCUCCGUCAAGGGCCAGAGCCCAGAGACGCUGCUGGAGUGGGAUCCCCGCCUGGUGUCCACCAUGGCCGGCUGCAAUGGCAAGCUGUAUAUGGUCGGCACCAUGGGCCCUGCUCUCAUCGUCGUCAUUGCCCCCGUCAAAGAUGGCCGCGUCAGCCAGAGCGUGCGCUGGCACACCAUGAAACUCCCCACGGGAGUGGACUUCCUCGGCGAUCUGGGCCAUUGUUCAUGCCAAGUCAUCGGCUUUUAGAAUCUAUUCCGCUUCGACUGCGACUGCAACUGCGACUGCGUUGCUUCCUUGCAUUCGGUUUAGCCUGUGUCUCUGUGACGAUAAUUUGUGGCCGUGGUUUUUCUUGCGGUGUCCGAAGAGUUCCUUGAGAAUAGAAGAAUCAUGAUGAUGAUGGCGAUGGUGGUGGUGUGGAUUCGGGGCCUUCGCUCCUGUUCGAGGGUGAGGGAGAUCGAGGUAGAUAAACUAGGACGCACUUGCCCGUCUGGAUUUCUCACCAGAAAAGAAGAAUCGAAUGUACGUGCCCUUGGUUAUUCUUGUCAUGGAAUCAUGGAAUGUGCCUCAUGCGGCUCGUGGUCUAAUGGUUUUGCUCAUACAGGGUUCCGGAUCCCGGGCUGCAUGUGUCGAUUCUGUGUAUUUCCCCAUGUGCAUGUGGCUGGCAUUCUCUGUUGCGCAGAAGAUUCUCAUCAUCCUGAUUCGAUUGAUGUUCACUCGAGGAAGGAGCCUGAACGGAGGCCUUGCGGAUCGAGCUACUUCCUCAAGUUUACGUCAUUUGCUGUGAGAUGAAGUAAGACGAGGGCGGUGGUGGAAAGAGCUCCAUGCCCACGGUAGGCACGAAAUGGAGUUGGAAAGCAGAUUUGGGGACGUCCGCUCGAUUUCAAUGAGAAUAUGCAGUGACAGGUGUUGGACGCAACCAGAGCUGAAGUCAUUUGUGUCCAGAUCUGCACGCACGGCUGAGACUCAAGGAUGCAUAGAGUUCAUCUGGAGCUAGUCUCUGAAAGCUGUUCUAGCAUCAACUUUGUGGAGUCCGGGCUCAUCACGAACCCACUGCGCAUUCCUUCAUGGAAGCUAUUUCUCACCUACUGAAGGUUGCGCUCUCUCGGAACACGACCGACCCUUUCUCUCAUGCCGAGACGAGAGGUAUUCGUGAAGCAGGAGAGAAAAUCUACCAAUGUUUUGCCGGAGGGUGCAUGCCAUAUGCAACGACUAAUCGGAUCUCAACAUCAUAGUUUUUCUUGGGAGCAGUGAGUGCCAGAUCGAGGUAUCGGAAAGUCUAGCCUGGGCUCGACUCAACUGUCCUUCAUCGUUUCGGUACUCAGAGUUAGCUCAACAAUCGCACCGGUGCAGCACGAACAUGGCGUAGUUAUUCAGACAGCCCACGGCUGAAUGCAUGCGCAUGCAGGCUCCGGCUAUGGCUCGUUUGUUGUAUCCACACACAUCAAACAACCCAACCGUCAUCAUUAUAGCACUGAAUUGUCCAUGUGCGACUACAGUAGAGUAACUCUUAAAAGGCAACCUUCGAUCCCGGCCUUGGACUUCUGAGCCUCCGGAGUCCCUUUUCACAUGGAUCUCACAUGGAAACAGUGCCUUUGUUGCGUCAUGAAGACGAUCAUUCGUCACGUGCAGGAAGGUGAACUCGUACACAUUGUGGAGCUGUUCUAUUUCCAGCCUCUGCUCUGCUCUUCUGGAGUAAAGUGGUCACUGGUGAGUUCCAAGCUGCAAGUCUGACCACUUCUGGUUGGCGUCCAUCACAAUGUCUGAGACAUGGCUCAUAAGUGCAGCACGUCCUAAGAGUGAUGGUAUUUGUUCCUCACCUCCCUGGUAUACCUCCUUCCUUGUUGUUUAGCGUAUACCACCUGGUAGGUGAAACGUACAGUUCACGUUCGUUCAAUAUGAAGAUUCUGAUUUGUAAAUAACCACAAUUCAACCACACAUUCAGGUUGAAUGGCCGGUCUGGUCUGCUGGACCUACUUCUGCUUGUAAAUACAAGCAUGUCUCUUGUGCUAAUAUGGAAAGGACGUCUUUAGAAGUAGGGUCGAGCAACCAGCAGUCUCACACAGAGGACAAGAAGGCACUGUAUUUGUAGCCAGAAUUAUCGUGUUUGUCGACUAAAAAACAAACCAGAUCAAAGAAUAAAGAUCGCAAUUAAGAAGUUAUACAGUCGACUUUUGUAUCAUGGACGAUGUAAAGUUCACAUCGAGCCCUCGGAUCGGGCGAACAUAGUUGAGAUUUUGGUGAAAUGAGAGUGAGUAACAAACGAAGGCAUUGAUAUAGACCCUUUUCAUGGAUCACGAUUUUAAACUCUCGCUCUCAUUUUACUGUCAAAUAGAUCCGC